Molecule: messenger RNA, 1885 nt
Organism: Lecanosticta acicola
Lineage: Eukaryota; Fungi; Ascomycota; Dothideomycetes; Mycosphaerellales; Mycosphaerellaceae
Source: the annotation of a GenBank genome assembly
AUGUGUGGCAUUUUCGCAUGCCAUCGGUACGUCCGCAUCCCUCAAUGGCUCCCAGAACACAGCACACCAUCAUUCACAUGCUAAUACGUACACGUGGUUUAGUCAUCCCGAUGUGCAGAAGUUCCGGCCGACUGCCAUACGUAUGGGCAAGCAGGUCAAGCAUCGUGGUCCUGACUGGAGCGGCAAUCACAUCGCCAACGGUACCGUCCUUGUCCACGAGCGGCUCUCUAUUGUCGGAAUCGAUACCGGUGCCCAGCCGAUGGUGAGCGAUGACGGAAACAUUGCUUUGGCAGUCAACGGCGAGAUCUACAACCACAAGAUUCUGCGAAAACAGCUCAAGACUCCAUACCCCUUCAAGACACACUCCGACUGCGAGGUCAUCAUUCCAUUGUACCGAGAACAUGGCAUUGAUGCGCCCAAGUUCUUGGAUGGCAUGUUCAGUUGGGUGCUUCACGAUAAGCAGCAGGACAGGUUGAUUGCUGCGAGAGAUCCAAUCGGCAUCACCACAUUCUACAUUGGCCGCUCUUCAUCCACACCUGGAGCGGUGUACUUUGCAUCGGAGCUGAAGUGCUUGCAUCCCGUGUGCGACAAGAUUGACAGCUUUCCUCCCGGCCAUGUCUACGACAGCAAGACCGACACGCUCACACAAUACUACACGCCCAAGUGGCUUGUCGAGCCCUCCAACAUCCCUACCACUCCACUCGACCUGACGCUGCUUCGGGAGACCCUCGAGCGGUCUGUGAGAAAGAGACUGAUGGCUGAGGUGCCUUAUGGUGUUUUGCUCUCGGGAGGUUUGGAUAGCUCGCUUGUUGCUUCUAUCGCUCAGCGUGAGACGAAACGCUUGCAAAAGGAGUACGCUCGUCAACAAGCGCUCAUGAGCUCUGGUACCAACAGUCCGUCUCUCGACGGCGUUGCCAACGGAGCUCCGCCUCGGCCUGAGGACGACAAAGAGGAGCUCGCCGGUAUUGACGAAAACUACCACCUGAGCUCCGUGCCUGUCCUCUCCCAGUUGAACAGCUUCUCCAUCGGUCUUCCCGGCUCGCCUGACACCAUCGCAGCCCAAGAGGUUGCGAGGUAUCUGGGCACUCGACACCACGCUUUCACAUUCACCAUCCAGGAAGGUUUGGACGCACUAUACGAUGUUAUCUUCCACCUUGAAACAUACGACGUGACGACAAUUCGUGCCAGCACACCCAUGUUCCUCCUGUCGAGAAAGAUCAAGGCAAUGGGGGUGAAGAUGGUUCUCUCGGGUGAAGGCUCCGACGAGAUCUUCGGUGGCUACCUCUACUUCCACGCUGCGCCGGACAAGAAGGCAUUCCACGAGGAGACCGUUCGCCGUGUCAAGAACUUGCAUCUUGCGGAUUGCUUGCGCGCCAACAAGAGCACAUCAGCUUGGGGCGUCGAGGCUCGUGUGCCCUUCUUGGACAAGCAGUUCCUCGAGAUGUCCAUGAAUAUCGAUCCAGCCGAGAAGAUGAUCACCAAGGACCGCAUUGAGAAGUACAUUCUUCGCAAGGCUUUCGACACCGAGGGCGAACCUGGCGCAAAGCCAUACCUGCCGAAGAACAUCCUAUGGAGACAAAAGGAGCAGUUCAGUGACGGUGUUGGAUAUGGCUGGAUUGAUGGACUCAAGGACGAGGCGAGGAAGACGGUCUCCGACGAGCAAAUGAUUGAAGCCAAUAUCCGCAAGGACAAGCCGCACUGGGGUGAUGACAUUCCCGACUCGAAGGAGGCAUACUGGUACCGCUGCAUGUUCGACGAGCACUUCCCGCCUUACUGCGCCGGCACUGUGCAAAGAUGGACACCCACCUGGAGCAAGCAGACAGAUCCAUCUGGCCGAGCAAUUGCCACGCACGAGCAGGCUUACCACCCGGGUCAAGGACAGUGA